AACUCUCCAUGUACGGGCACAACAUCUUCCUCCCGAGUCCUCCUCGUCUACCACCGGCGGUAGCACACCGCGUACCCUAAAAAUCUCUCGUCUGCGUUCCUCUACAGCCGCGCCCCUCUCCCCCUCCAACAACCCCAUCGCCCCUCACGCGCGUCGCCGCCAUCGCCGUUCCCGUUCUACCUCAACGCGAAAUCGCGUUCCUGCUGUCUCCUCCCCGUCCGCAAUCUUUGCCCAUUGGGGUUUUCCGUUUCCAGGGCAUACUCAUUGUGCUGAUCACUGUUGUCAUCAAUGGAGACCAAUGAACCCCUCCAGGAUAUAAUGUGUGAGUUUCGUGCGGGUAAGAUGACUCUCGAGGGAACACGAGUGGUACCAGAUACACGCAAGGGGCUUGUUCGUAUUGGAAGGGGUGAAGAAGGCUUGGUUCAUUUUCAAUGGCUUGAUCGUGGACAAAACAGAGUCGAAGAUGAUCAAAUCAUCUUCCCUGAUGAGGCUGUCUUUGAGAAGGUAACAUCAUCUAAUGGGAGGGUUUACAUCUUGAAGUUCAUGCAUGAUAGCAGGAAGUUCUUUCUAUGGAUGCAGGAGGCUAAUGCUGAUGGAGACUCGCAAAUAUGCCGCCAAGUUAAUGACCUCAUAAAUCGAUCUUUAGAUGGUGAGGCAGUAUCUAUUGAAGCAGAAAUGUCACAAGAAGAUACAGCUGAUGAUGACAUCUCUUCAAGAGCUGGUAAUUUAGUUGACCAGAGCAUGACUGCUGAUCUGGCUGGUGAAGUGACAUCUGCUGCUGGGCCUGUACGGUUGGCAGAUCUGCAGAGAAUAUUGAGUGCUAUACAACCAUCAGAUGUCACAGCAGACCCUGAUGCUGGAUUGGGACUAGGAGACAUCUUGAAACCUGAUCUGAUACUACCACUAAUUGAAACUUUGCCCAUCGAACAGUUGGCAUCACAUCUUCCUGAGGGUUCAUGGACUGCUGGUGAUAUUCUUGAACUACUGCAAAGCCCACCAUUGCGACAGCAACUAGAUGCUUUUACACAUGUUCUACGGACUGGCGAAAUAGAUCUAGCUCAAUUUGGAGUGGACCCUAGUAAAUAUAAAUUCACAGUUGCUUCAUUCCUGGACGCUUUGGAAGAGACUGUGGCAAAAGCUCGUACAGAAGAAGACAAGGAUUCUGAGCCCCAGAGGGGUGGUGGGAAUGAUCCCAUGGACGAGAGUUGAUUGCGCAGCACAUCUAGGUCUCUAGCCUCGGUACAACAUGGGUGGCGGGUGGAAUUAUCACGGUUAAUCUGGAUUUGUUAUUCCGGCACCCCUUACUGGAAAUUACUAGAUCCUAUAUCAGUCUGCUUCGUUAGGAUCCAGUUGAUGCCAUUGCGUUAUUUUGAACAAUGCUUCCAUAGGUACCCGUUGAAACAAUUGCAUGAAAUGAAUAGUUUGAACAAUGAUAUUAUUCUGCUCCGUUCACCCUGUAGUUAUGCUGGGAUUUAACUGCAGGGAUUUUUUACUGAGGCUUGAUUCUUAUGGUUGUGUUGUUCA
Brachypodium distachyon (stiff brome) is the source of this 1524-nucleotide messenger RNA. RefSeq names its product 26S proteasome regulatory subunit RPN13. Gene Ontology annotation, molecular function: ubiquitin binding; endopeptidase activator activity; proteasome binding. The record is from RefSeq and is a predicted model, not a curated record. Gene Ontology annotation, biological process: ubiquitin-dependent protein catabolic process. Bases 289 to 1209 code for a protein of 306 amino acids. The transcript is spliced from 14 exons. NCBI's taxonomy places the organism in Eukaryota, Viridiplantae, Streptophyta, Magnoliopsida, Poales, Poaceae. Gene Ontology annotation, cellular component: proteasome regulatory particle, lid subcomplex; nucleus; cytoplasm.